AAUCAGUAUAAGCCAUGGUCAACAUAAUAUCGCGGAUGCGCAAAUUGCGCUCAAAGGUACUGUCCCCCUGCGACCGUUCCCCAGACAUCGCGAUUCCUCCUCCUCGCAUUCGAAUAUAGACCACCCUUACGUUGAAUCGCAUAUGAUAGGAGUGUAAUUGACACGUGUGAAACAGUUACUAUGGAUACGAGUCGGACCCGGCGCGCUGAUACUGCCACCCGAAGUCACAAAGAUCAGUAUGGAGUUCAAUAAGCACAUCAACGGCGGACAUCGGGGUGCGAGAAAAUUCUGGCGCGAAAUGCUCCCCCGAAUAAAGUACCGCAACCCCGCCGUCUCCAUCACCAUAAACCGGCACUCGGACCCUGCCGGCCCCGCGAACCUGUACAUCUACACCUCCUCCCCAAAGAGCAAAUCGACAACAACCGCUUCUUCAACAUCGACAUCCACAUCCACAUCUGCAUCCUCCUCACCCUCUGUCCCCGACACCGCCGAGCCCACCCACACUGUCGACAUCCGCAUGGUGCACGAGUCCGAGAUCCUCGCGCAAUUGGUCAGCAGGACGAAUGCAGAGGAGCUCCAGCCGACGGAGGAGGAGGUGAGGGAGCUGGCUGAGAUGGCGGAGUUUAAGGCGAGGAGUGAGGCAGAUAGGGUGAUUGUGAGGGAGAGGUUCUUGAAGGAGAGGAAGGAGCAGGAGUUGCUGAGGUUGGCCAGGGGAGAGGUUGGUGGGACACAGUAGAAGUGUUAACAGGAUGGGAUGCAGGCAUGGUCCUGGAUGGCAUGUGAGAGAUUGCAGGAAAUGUGAGGGUGGUAUGAGUGCUGGGCGAUUGUGAGAACUGUGAUGAACGGGCCAUCAACGUCAACCAGUUGACCAUUCGUGAUGGUCAGGAGGUCCUGUGUAUGAUAUCCAGACACUGAUGGCAUGCAUGGUUGCAAAACGCAACAUAGGAGGGUCAUGUGUAUAUUAGUCAUGUUGUACCACUUGAGAAGCGCACAUUGGAAAUUUAUUUUUCGCAAGCUGGAACAACACCACCGCCGAGGAUC
Messenger RNA from Westerdykella ornata, 1041 nucleotides. RefSeq lists its product as uncharacterized. Gene Ontology annotation, cellular component: mitochondrion. The record is from RefSeq and is a predicted model, not a curated record. Bases 239 to 736 code for a protein of 165 amino acids. The transcript has 3 exons. Lineage: Eukaryota; Fungi; Ascomycota; Dothideomycetes; Pleosporales; Sporormiaceae. Gene Ontology annotation, molecular function: structural constituent of ribosome.